This is a messenger RNA of Topomyia yanbarensis, 5353 nucleotides long. RefSeq names its product protein kinase C, brain isozyme-like. The record is from RefSeq and is a predicted model, not a curated record. Lineage: Eukaryota; Metazoa; Arthropoda; Insecta; Diptera; Culicidae. Gene Ontology annotation, biological process: protein phosphorylation. Gene Ontology annotation, molecular function: ATP binding; protein serine/threonine kinase activity. Bases 56 to 1495 code for a protein of 479 amino acids. The transcript has 8 exons.
AAAAAUUUCUUUUUUCUUUUCGUCCACAGUGAAACAGGGUCGCAACUUGAUUCCGAUGGAUCCAAACGGUUCGAGUGACCCGUACGUCAAGAUUAAGCUCAUUCCAGACUCGGACAACGUGAAGAAGAAAACUAAGACGAUCCGGGCGUCGCUGAAUCCGGUGUGGAAUGAGACCCUUGUUUUUGAGCUUAAAGCAGAGGACAAGGACCGGCGUGUGCUGAUCGAGGUCUGGGAUUGGGAUCGGACCUCGCGGAACGACUUUAUGGGUUCACUGUCGUUCGGGAUCUCGGAGAUCCUGAAGAAUCCAGUGGACGGAUGGUUCAAGCUGCUCACCCAGGAGGAGGGCGACUACUAUAAUGUUCCGGUGCCGGAGGAGGGUGCCGAUCUGGUGCAGCUCAAGAGUCAGAUGAGGAAAACAUCGAUCUCCAAAAAGAUCCCGGUACUUGGCGAUAAGGAUGUUCCUCACAAUAUGGGCAAAAAGGAUGUGAUACGAGCCACGGAUUUCAACUUCUUGAUGGUUCUCGGCAAAGGUUCGUUCGGUAAGGUGAUGCUAGCCGAACGGAAGGGAGCCGAUGAGUUGUAUGCGAUUAAGAUUUUGAAAAAGGACAUCAUCAUCCAGGACGAUGACGUCGAGUGUACCAUGGUGGAGAAACGGGUGCUUGCCCUGUCCAUGAAGCCACCAUUCCUAGUGCAGCUGCAUUCCUGCUUCCAGACAAUGGAUCGCUUGUAUUUCGUGAUGGAGUACGUCAAUGGAGGGGAUCUUAUGUUUCAAAUUCAACAAUGUGGCAAAUUCAAGGAACCUGUUGCAGUAUUCUACUCCGCGGAGAUCGCCAUCGGGUUGUUCUAUCUUCACGCACGCGGCAUCGUUUAUCGCGAUCUGAAACUGGAUAACGUUUUGCUGGAUCAGGACGGCCAUAUCAAGAUCGCCGAUUUCGGUAUGUGCAAGGAGGGCAUCCUCGGGGACAAAACGACCAAAACGUUCUGCGGUACACCGGAUUACAUUGCACCGGAGAUUAUUUUAUACCAACCGUACGGGAAGUCUGUUGAUUGGUGGGCCUACGGAGUACUACUGUACGAGAUGCUAGUCGGUCAACCUCCGUUCGAUGGGGAGGAUGAGGAGGAACUGUUUGCGGCCAUCACCGACCAUAAUGUGUCGUAUCCGAAGAGUUUGAGCAAAGAAGCCAAAGAUGUUUGCAAGGGGCUUUUAACCAAGAAUCCGCAGAAACGUCUCGGUUGUGGACUGCGUGGUGAGGAAGAUGUUAGAGCUCAUGCCUUCUUCCGUCGUAUCGAUUGGGAAAAGAUCGAGAAUCGUGAGGUUCAGCCGCCAUUUAAACCAAAAAUUAAACAUCGCAAAGACGUGUCCAACUUUGAUCGCCAGUUCACCUCGGAAAAGACCGAUCUAACACCAACCGACAAGCUGUUCAUGAUGAAUCUCGACCAAACGGAGUUCAACGGGUUCUCCUAUCUCAAUCCGGAAUUUAUACAAUACAUCUAAGGAAUUCGGAGCGCUGAUAGCAAAACGGAAGGCAUCACAACUUAGGAACCUACUUUUUAAACCGGAGGUCUCUCCCGUGGACUGGGACCGUAAACUUGAUAAACCCCAGGAAUUAAGUAUAUUCUGCUCAAUUUCAGUGUCGUGCAAAGUAGCGGAAUGUUUUGCAAUCCCAAAGAUAUAAUAAAAAUCCCCAUUUUAACGUGUAAGAAAUGUCCGCGAUUGUACUCCGUAGAAUACAUGUAAAAGUCAUACUAGCGUUCCAAAGUGUUUCUGAACCUGUUUCCGUCUUCCUCUUGAGACAAAAAGAAAAGAGAAAAAAAAACAAACUACUAAAUCGACACCAAAAUACUACAAAUACAUUUCACUAGCUGCGCGUCUAGUUGUUUGUGAGCAGUAUUCCCCUUCCACCAACUUUCCAAACGUUAACGGGCUUCGAUAGUGUCCCUGCAGCGCAAAGAUUUGAAAUCCAGGCCAAAUAAUCUCUAAUAGUACUGUUAAUUCAGCUGACAUGUGGCACCUUGUUAUCUACUAUACACACACACACUCACACACCCUUUUAUAUAGUUAAAUGCGAAUACAAUGUGAAUACUUUUUGGAUUAUUAUAAUAUACAAGAUGGAUAUAAAAAAAAUAUUUUAUUUAAAUCGUAAAUGUUGAAAUACAUAAGAAUAUAAGAAGACAAGUAGCAGUAGCGGAAACCUAACAGGAAUGAUUAGUGCACUCAACAACCGAAGAUUCCUUUCUAAUUGCAAAUUACAUUCUCAAAUUCUCUUCCGCCACCUGGUGGCAAAUUCAGAAAAUAAAAACGUACCCCGGUUGGUAAACAAACCAAAAGUACUGUCAGUGGUCGGAAUGGCGCGCCUACUACGACGCUUUUCCGGCACGCUUUUUUCCAAAAGCAAAUUAAAACCAAUCGCCUAACUUCCAUGCUGCGAUGAGUAGGCUGGAACAAAACAAAACAGAACAAAAAAAAAACAAUACCAUAACGAUAGCAAAUGUGCAUUGAUGAGUUUUCGAUCGAAACUUCCAUUCUUCAGUAGCAAUAAUUAUGAUUAUUAAGCAACAUCAUCUCGACUAUGUAUGAAUUGUAGGCUGGUAGAAGAAGAAGAAAAAACACAAAAAAAAAACAUAAACAGUAAAGAAAUGAAACAACAAAAUGGAGCUUUAAUCUUGCACUUUAUAUUAUACAUAAAUAAAAUUAAAACAAGUAUAUUAUUCUUUUUACUUAAUAACAUACAUUUAAACGAGUAAAUAACAUGAGUAUAUUUAAAUCAUAAUUGUGAUAAUAGUGAAAAAUGGUCAUUUCAAAAAAAAAUCAAAGAGACUAUUCCGCAUCUCUUUCAAACCGUUGAAUUCUUGCAAAUGGAACCUCCGGGACCGGUGUUUUACAUACAUACUCACGCAAAUGGCGCAUGAUGAUGAUGAUGGCAGAAUAAAUUGACCUUUUAAUAGCUAAUCUUACGGGAAACUAGCGAACAAGUGUCGUAAAAGAACGGAAGUUUAUUGUAUAGUAUGGAAGCUAGUAUUUCUAUUUAUUAUCGAAGCAAAAAUAUGCAUGUCGUACAUAACAGAAGAAGAAAAUAUGCAAAAAAACCCUAGGAUAUUUAUCAAAAUACCCAAAAAAACACGAAUAAAGUGGAGAAUGGGGGAAUCGACUCUAUACUGAACUGUAGUGAAAAAAAAAUGAGGAAGACAAGCUGAGGCAAAUCUCACUAUAAUUUUGACAAUCUGAAUGUAGUUAAACUAUAUGAAACAAAAACAAGAAAACAGAAUAGUUCUUAGUACAGAAAUCGAUUUGAGAUAGCGAACAAGGAGUAAUUUUACUAUAAACAGCUUAACUGAUGAAAAGAAAACAAAAAACAUUCCAAUUUCCGAUGAAGAAAAUGUAGAACUCAUCAAAAGUUGAAACGGAAACGGUAGAUAUAAUCACCUAAUAGAUAUUUAUUGAUCACAAAUAAGCAAAAGAGCAAUUCAAGUUGCAUGAGAUUAUUUACUCUUAUUUGCUUGAACAAAUUGCGUUGUGUUGUUUGCGAAACAAGGGGUAAAAUCAACUGAUAGUCACUAAUGUUAAACAAAAAUAUCUGUUCGACUAGUUUUGUAAAUGUUGUUGAAUUUGAAAUCAUCUUACCUAUAUUUCUGCAGCGUUCUUGCCUAUACUGAAUACUUUGAUAUAUUACAGUAAACACAAUAUAAAGAAAAGAAAUGCUAAACAAAAGCGAAAAUUAAAUCAAACAAAAAACUUAAGUAUUCAAUCCAUUUUGACGAGAUUGGGACUUGAAAGGGCGCCGUCGAAACGUUGCCACUGUUGAACCGAGAUAAUCUUGACCGUCAACGAAAUCCCACCUUGUGCAAAAAAAAAACAAAAAUUUAUUGUUAUACAAGCAGUAAAAACAAACAAGCAAACAAACAAACAUUGCUGUCUCAAACUAACACCAACACACCAAGUUUAGAUGUGCAAUUAGUUCUACGAUCCUUCGCUAGAGAAUGCUUUUCUUUCCGAUCCAAGUAGACCAGGCGACGCGACGCAACGCGCGCUGGCCCAAUUUCUGUUACCAUAUGCAACCAGCGAAAAAACAAAACCUCCUAGCACACCAACCAACCAACCAACAAAAAAGUGCGCGCGCGUUCGUGGUCGCUAAUUCUCGCCUAUACAUGCACACCGCGUGCAAUCGCAGCAGGCAACGGCUCGGACGCUAUAGGUCACAGUCAACCAACAACAAUAAAUUGAAGGGAAGAAAACAAAAAAACAAAUAAGCAACCCAACUAUAAAUGAACCUGAAAAUAAAUGCUGAAUAAGUGAGACAUAAAAAACAAGAGUUUACAACCAAAAAAAAAAUGAAUACUUAUAAAUAUUUAAUAGCAAAGCAAAAUGUGUAAGGAAAUUUCUAUUUCACCACUGCCUUAAUUUUUAAAUCUGUAACAAUUUGUGAGAACCGCGAAAUCACACUCAUAAACAUACACACAAGUAUAAAUUAACCGGUGAAGAACAAAAACAAACGUGAAACUAUUAGAAACGUAAAGUCCUGUUUCCCUCCUAACUAUGUACUGAGAUGGUAUUAACUGCAGACAGGCGAAUUAUAUAUAUCGUUGAAGAAAAGGCUAGCAUAAAAUGUGCAAAUAUGAUUUUGGAUACCGGGAACCCCCGUCUCUCAAGCAAGCACGAGUUCAGCUAAACCGCUCAUCUCAUUGAAUUUAGAACUUUAGAGCAAAUGUUAUCAACACAUGUAAAAUUUCAACAAACAACCAAAAAAAAAGACAUUUUACGAAAUUCAAGCAUUUAUAUUUCAGUGUUUCUUUUUUCACACCUCUAAUUGUUAUCCGAUUUCAAGAGAUAUUGAUUGAAUUUGAAAAGCAAAACAAAAACACAUAAUCAUACUCACGAGUUUAAGAAACAAGGAAAACAAAAAAAAACGGCAGGCGAAAGCUGACAGAAAGCAUUUAACGGUAUUAAUAUUCCGGACGGACGGACAGUGGAUAAACGGUACACAUAUUUUGAUUGGUAGCAAAAACAGCAAACAAAACAGUAGUUGAAAAAAAAACUUUUAACCAAACACAACAGAACUGUAAUUUCGGACGAACUGAAAAACUGUGAGAGUCUGCUUCAAAUAAUAAGGUAAAUACAUUGAUUGAAAAACAAAACAUCCAUUCACAGAACAAGGGAAACCAACCAAAAGUACAGACAUGCAUACACACACUACUGCUAGAUUGGUCCUACACAGAUGCAAGUGAAAGAGAAAUAUUCUUUAUUCUUCACGGAAAUAAAGGAAGAAAGUAUGACAGAACGAUAGAAAAACCUGGUUUAGUGAUGAAAUACAGCAAGAAAUAAAGGUACUGUUCUUUUAUCUGUAGAAAAUAAAAA